This is a messenger RNA of Echinops telfairi (small Madagascar hedgehog), 6659 nucleotides long. It is a transcript of the gene PLCB1, whose product is annotated as phospholipase C beta 1. Gene Ontology annotation, biological process: lipid catabolic process; phosphatidylinositol-mediated signaling; memory. Gene Ontology annotation, molecular function: phosphatidylinositol-4,5-bisphosphate phospholipase C activity; calmodulin binding; calcium ion binding. The transcript has 32 exons. Lineage: Eukaryota; Metazoa; Chordata; Mammalia; Afrosoricida; Tenrecidae. Bases 22 to 3666 code for a protein of 1214 amino acids. Gene Ontology annotation, cellular component: cytoplasm; nuclear speck. The record is from RefSeq and is a predicted model, not a curated record.
CCGGAGCCCCGAUGAGCCCCGAUGGCCGGAGCACAGCCCGGCGUGCACGCCUUGCAACUCAAGCCCGUGUGUGUGUCCGACGGCCUCAAGAAGGGCACCAAAUUCGUCAAGUGGGAUGAUGACUCCACUAUUGUUACUCCAAUUAUUUUGAGGACUGACCCUCAGGGAUUUUUCUUCUACUGGACAGAUCAAAAUAAGGAGACGGAGCUGUUAGAUCUCAGUCUCGUCAAGGAUGCCAGGUGUGGGAAACAUGCCAAAGCUCCCAAGGACCCCAAGUUACGUGAACUUCUGGAUGUGGGGAACAUUGGACGCCUGGAACAUCGCAUGAUAACAGUGGUCUAUGGGCCGGACUUGGUUAACAUCUCUCAUUUAAAUCUCGUGGCUUUUCAAGAAGAAGUGGCCAAGGAAUGGACGAAUGAGGUGUUCAGUUUGGCCACAAACCUGCUGGCCCAAAACAUGUCCAGAGAUGCAUUUCUGGAAAAGGCCUAUACUAAACUUAAGCUGCAAGUUACUCCAGAAGGGCGCAUUCCUCUCAAAAACGUGUACCGCUUGUUCUCCGCUGACCGGAAGCGAGUGGAGACCGCUUUAGAGGCUUGUAGUCUUCCAUCCUCAAGGAAUGAGUCCAUACCUCAAGAAGAUUUCACUCCAGAAGUAUACAGAGUUUUCCUGAACAACCUUUGCCCUCGACCUGAAAUCGAUAACAUCUUUUCUGAAUUUGGUGCCAAAAGCAAACCAUACCUUACUGUUGAUCAGAUGAUGGAUUUUAUCAAUCUUAAGCAGCGAGAUCCCCGGCUAAAUGAAAUCCUUUACCCGCCUUUAAAGCAAGAACAAGUCCAAGUGUUGAUCGAGAAGUAUGAACCCAACAGUAGCCUUGCCAAAAAAGGACAGAUAUCCGUGGAUGGGUUCAUGCGCUACCUGAGCGGGGAAGAAAAUGGAGUUGUUUCACCUGAGAAACUGGAUUUGAAUGAAGAUAUGUCUCAGCCCCUUUCUCACUAUUUCAUUAACUCCUCACACAACACCUACCUCACAGCUGGUCAGCUGGCUGGAAGCUCCUCUGUCGAGAUGUAUCGCCAAGUCCUCCUGUCUGGCUGUCGUUGUGUGGAGCUGGACUGCUGGAAGGGGCGGACUGCAGAAGAAGAACCUGUCAUCACCCACGGGUUCACCAUGACAACAGAAAUAUCCUUCAAGGAAGUGAUCGAAGCAAUCGCUGAGUGUGCAUUUAAGACUUCACCCUUUCCAAUCCUCCUUUCCUUUGAGAAUCACGUGGAUUCCCCCAAGCAGCAGGCCAAGAUGGCAGAGUACUGCCGACUGAUAUUUGGGGAUGCCCUUCUCAUGGAACCACUGGAAAAGUACCCAGUAAGUUCUGGUGUUCCUCUUCCGAGCCCGAUGGACUUGAUGUAUAAAAUUUUGGUGAAAAAUAAAAAGAAAUCGCACAAGUCGUCAGAAGGAAGUGGCAAAAAGAAGUUGUCCGAACAAGCCUCCAACACGUACAGCGACUCCUCCAGCGUGUUCGAACCCUCAUCUCCGGGAGCCGGGGAGCCCGAGACGGAGAGUGACGACGACGACGACGAGGACGACGGUAAAAAGUCCUCCAUGGAUGAGGGGACUGCGGGGAGCGAGGCCAUGGCCACGGAAGAGAUGUCUAACCUGGUGAACUAUAUCCAGCCUGUCAAGUUUGAGUCCUUUGAGACCUCGAAGAAAAGAAAUAAAAGUUUUGAAAUGUCGUCCUUCGUGGAGACCAAAGGCCUUGAGCAGCUAACGAAGUGCCCCGUGGAAUUCGUCGAAUAUAACAAGAUGCAGCUGAGCAGAAUAUACCCCAAAGGCACACGUGUGGAUUCAUCUAACUACAUGCCUCAGCUGUUCUGGAAUGCAGGCUGCCAAAUGGUUGCACUGAACUUCCAAACAGUGGACUUGGCGAUGCAAAUCAACAUGGGCAUGUAUGAAUACAAUGGGAAGAGUGGCUACAGAUUAAAGCCAGAGUUUAUGCGGAGACCAGACAAGCACUUUGAUCCAUUCACCGAAGGCAUUGUCGAUGGAAUAGUGGCUAACACGUUAUCGGUUAAGAUCAUUUCCGGCCAGUUUCUUUCGGAUAAGAAAGUCGGGAUCUAUGUGGAAGUGGAUAUGUUUGGUUUGCCUGUUGACACAAGGAGGAAGGCCUUUAAGACCAAGACAUCCCAAGGAAAUGCAGUCAAUCCUGUCUGGGAAGAAGAACCCAUUGUUUUCAAAAAGGUGGUCCUUCCGUCCCUGGCCUGUUUAAGGAUAGCAGUCUAUGAAGAAGGAGGCAAAUUUAUUGGUCACCGGAUCUUACCAGUACAAGCAAUUCGACCAGGGUACCACUACGUCAGUCUGCGGAAUGAGAGGAACCAGCCUCUGACGCUGCCGGCGGUUUUUGUCAACAUAGAAGUGAAAGAUUACGUGCCAGACACGUAUGCAGAUGUGAUUGAAGCUUUGUCAAACCCAAUCCGAUAUGUGAAUCUCAUGGAACAGAGAGCUAAGCAGCUGGCUGCCCUGACACUGGAAGACGAAGAAGAAAUUAAGAAGGAGGCUGAUCCUGGGGAGAUGCCAUCAGAGGCUCCGACCGAAGCCAGAACAGCACCAGCAGAGAACGGGGUGAAUCACACUACAUCCCUGGCACCGAAGCCGCCCUCCCAGGCUGUCCACAGCCAGCCGCCUCCAGGCUCAGUAAAGGCACCUGCUAAAACAGAGGAUCUUAUUCAGAGUGUCCUAACAGAAGUGGAAGCACAGACUCUCGAAGAGCUGAAGCAACAGAAAUCGUUUGUGAAACUUCAAAAGAAGCACUACAAAGAAAUGAAAGAUCUGGUUAAGAGACACCACAAGAAGACAACUGACCUCAUCAAAGAACACACCACAAAAUAUAAUGAAAUUCAGAAUGACUGCUUACGAAGGCGGGCGGCCUUAGAAAAGACCGCCAAGAAGGAUAGUAAGAAAAAAUCAGAACCCAGCAGUCCUGAUUCGUCAACGAUUGAGCAAGAUCUUGCUGCCCUGGAUGCAGAGAUGACCCAAAAGUUAGUAGACCUGAAGGCCCAGCAGCAGCAGCAGCUGCUUAACCUCCGACAAGAACAGUAUUACAGCGAAAAGUACCAGAAGCGAGAACAUAUUAAACUGCUUAUCCAGAAGUUGACGGAUGUGGCGGAGGAGUGUCAGAACAACCAGUUAAAGAAGCUCAAGGAACUCUGUGAGAAAGAGAAAAAGGAAUUAAAGAAGAAAAUGGAUAAAAAGCGGCAAGAGAAAAUUACGGAAGCCAAAUCCAAAGACAAAAGCCAAAUGGAAGAGGAGAAGACGGAGAUGAUCCGCUCGUAUAUCCAAGAGGUGGUGCAGUCUAUCAAGAGAUUAGAAGAAGCACAAAGUAAGAGGCAAGAAAAACUGGUAGAGAAACACAAGGAGAUACGUCAGCAGAUCCUGGACGAAAAGCCCAAGCUGCAGACGGAACUGGAGCAAGAGUACCAAGACAAGUUUAAAAGGCUGCCCCUGGAGAUUCUGGAGUUCGUGCAGGACGCCAUGAAAGGGAAGAUCCGCGAAGACGGUCAUCACAGCUCUGCCCCUCCCUCCCAGGCCCCAGAUCCUGUUAAACUGAACCACAGGGCUCUGUCCAGUGAGGAGCUGGAAGGAGAGAGCCCAGGAAAAGAGUUUGACACUUCUCUGUGACUGGACCUGCCCAGCCUUCCAAACACGCGGGGCUGGCUAGCUUCAUCUGACGCACUCUCUGACCAGGAUCACUGCCUGGGAACAUCUUCCUGAGAUGCAUCCCUUCCCCUGCGUUCAUCACAACGGGAACGUCUUGGGCGGACCCACACAGAGGUUCCCACAGCCAGGCUCCGGGCGCUCGAUGGAAACUGUUACAGUCUACUAGUGAAAAGUGCAUGCUUACGGGAUCUGUGUUUUCUUUUCAAGGAGAAGUUCAAAGUAGGCCACUUCCGGGCUCCAUGGAAGAGCUCACGAAGGACAAUGUCUUCUUUGAAGAAAUGAGGCUCGCACUUUUCUUUGCCACUCUGGUGUACAGUAUUUCAAAGUAAUAGGAAUAGCUUGAGAAAUGCGUAGCACGGUUGAACACUAUUGAACAGAUACCUUUGAGCAUUUUUUGUUCCCAACUGCCCUUCAACUACCACAUCUUCCAGUUAACAAGUAUAGUAGAGGGUCUCACCCUAUGCUUUCCAAGCACUGGUGGCUUGCAGAUUGCUAAUUUAUUUAUCAUAGAGGCAUCAGUGUAUUUGUUACUGAGCUGGCUUUAUUAGACACUGUAAUGACUCAAAUAAACUGGUCUCCUUAAAAAAAAAUCACUAGAUUAUAUCCAUACCCAAUGAAGCCAUCCCAGAUCUUGACAAUAUAGCUUAUAAAUUUGACUACAUCAGCAAGUUGUCUGUCGGAUCUGAGUUGACUAUUUGCACUCAAAAUCUGGGUACUCGUUGGUGGUUGGCCUGCACACAUCAUAUCCCCACCCGAAUCUGCUCUGUGGAAUAGCAAUAGUUGAGCUGAUGCCUGUUGAGUAGAGGUUCGAUCAGAGUGGACAAGCUCCACUGGUUAUUUUGCUCCAUUUAUCCAUUUAUGUCCACUCCUAAAGAUAUACAGGCCCACAUCUAAAUGAUACAUUUGUCUUCAUGGAUGUAUACACUCAGCCCUAUGAGGGCAUAUACACACACAGCGCAAUUGUGUGCUUGCUAAUUGGCAAUGACCCAUUCUCCUCCACAAGACUUAAGAAGCAAAAUUCAGGGAUAAAUGGGUAGAGAAGAAAAGGGUCAGACAUCUAGAUUCCAUGGAUAUUAAAUUUAUUGACAUACUAAGAAACAUUUGAUGGAGCCAGUGAUGUAAGUUGAGGUAGAGUUGUAAUAUAGAAUAUGACUAUUAUAUAUAUUUGCAGGAUCAAAAAUGUAAUCCUAAGAACCAGCUUGUAAGCUUGUUUUCAUGGUCAGAAUGCACAAAAACAUAUAGAACAGCAAUAUGGAAAUUUACUCAUAUUCACAUAUUCUAUCAUUUUUAAGUCAGCCAGAUUUCAAUUUUAUUCUAACAUGAAAAAAAAAAUCUUCAUUAUAUAGUUACUAUAUAGAUUUAUUUAACUUACUUGUGUCUGUUAAGUUUCUAUUUUGGGUGGCAUGAGAGAAACACAUUCUAUCAUGGUAACACUGAUCGAAACAUGAUUGUGAGGUCUUUAAGUAAGUAAUGCUAAUUAAAUGGAAGAAAAUAGAAUUUAGAGAGUAACACACAAAACAUUCAACUUAAGGCACACAAAGAAGUAAGAUGCUCACAACUUUAUCUUACUUAAAAUAAACCUGUCUGCUGGGCAGUUGAAGAAAAUAUGAUAAAACUCAAAAUAGCUGUGUUCUGAAAAUUGUGUUUGAAUCAUUUUAUAUUCUUAGGAAAGUUAUAUUAUUUAAAUUUAAGCAAUAACUAGAUAUCACAACCAAAAUGAAAGUUUAGUUCAAACGUCAGGAAAGAGCGUUUGAUUUCUUUUUUUAAUUUCAAGGAAACAAACACAAGGGGAAAAUCAGAUCCCCUUUGGAGAUUAUUAUAUUUUGAUCUGAGAGGUUGAGGGUGUUAAUUAGACAUUUAGUAAAACUUAACUUCCACUGAGAGGAAAAUCUUUGGUAAAUGAUUCGGCUUUUGCACUUUGGAAGAAAGUAGAGAGGCAAGAAGAGUCAGAAUUGAAUGCUGCAUUUUAUAAACCAAAUUCCAGACUGUCUAAAAUUGCCGAAGAAUGGACCCACACUAGAGACCCACACUAGUAUUCAUAACCAAACACCACGGUGAGUAUCACAGAGCAUUGUUUCACAUUCUCGUCCCGAGCUCGCCUGACGUUAGUAACUUUGAUGGACACAAAGCUGUUUAGGCAGUUGGAUUCCCUUCUCAUAGUGACUUUAGUCAUUUCACGAUAUGUUUGUAUUUGGCCAUUUACUGUAAUCACAUUUUUAUAUCUGUACAAUGACACUUUUGGCAGUUGUGGGGGUUGUGUGUAACACUGCCCAUCUUGCAUCAUUGAAACUACUUAAGUGAUACUAUCAUUUAAUAAUAUUAAUAUUACUUGAAAUAGAUUAAGGUAAUGAAAAAAGGGUCUAUAUGAUGUGCAGUUUUGUGCCUUUAUGGACUUGCCUUGUUCUUUGUUGAAUGUGUGAACUUAUGUACUGUGGUUUCUCCUAUACUAGAGAGCAGAGCUGUGUAUUAAACUAGACUGUCGCCCCUCUGACACUUUUACACUACUGAGAACAGCAUGGUCUUGGCUGUGGAAACCAAUUUCCCGAAUUCUAAUGACAUGCCAUGUUUUUUUUAACGACAUUUUCAUUGUCACCCUACAUUAAGUAAUACUCCUGUAGUAGAUAAGCAGAUGCUAAAUCAUUCCAAAAGAAAGGGCCAUUGCUUGCUAUACUUUGAAUUUAAUGUUGUGCUUGUGUGCAGUAUUAAUAUUGUUUGUGAUGGAUUGGACAUUGUGACUUUUGUCUUUUAAGAGGAAAAAAAAAAGAUAGGACAAAGUGUUUGAAGCUCUUAAACUGUACAUACCUUGGUUCUUCUAUCUCAAAUUCUUUAAAAUGCAUAAUUCACAUUUUUGUAAUAAUUCUAUGCAAUUUUGUGGCAUGAUGUUUCUUCCACUUGUAAUUUUAUGUGCUUUCAUCACAAAUCCAAGGGAGACAAUAAAAAUUUCUUAACACAGA